Messenger RNA from Phyllostomus discolor (pale spear-nosed bat), 2446 nucleotides. It is a transcript of the gene OXCT2, whose product is annotated as 3-oxoacid CoA-transferase 2. The transcript has a single exon. Gene Ontology annotation, biological process: ketone body catabolic process. Bases 119 to 1657 code for a protein of 512 amino acids. Gene Ontology annotation, cellular component: mitochondrion. The record is from RefSeq and is a predicted model, not a curated record. Gene Ontology annotation, molecular function: succinyl-CoA:3-oxo-acid CoA-transferase activity. NCBI's taxonomy places the organism in Eukaryota, Metazoa, Chordata, Mammalia, Chiroptera, Phyllostomidae.
UGGCGCAUCACCGGCUGGGUGCUUUUCCUGCUCUGUGACGCGUAGCCCUGGGCGCAAAACGCGGCUGCCUGCCCCUGGCAGGGCCAGUCCUGAGCAGGCCCUAGAGUCACAUCAGAGGAUGGCUGCCCUGCAGCGCCUGGGGGCUUCACUCAGGCACUGUGUCCCCGCCUGCCGCUCAGGCAAUUUCUGCUGCUUUGUCACUAGCGCUCGUGCCCGCGCCAAGUUCUACACGGACCCCGUGGAGGCUGUGAAGGACAUCUCCGAUGGAGCGAAGAUCAUGGUCGGCGGCUUUGGGGUCUGUGGGAUUCCCGAGAACCUGAUAGGGGCGCUGCUCAAGACCCGCGUGAGGGACUUGACCGUGGUCAGCAGCAACGUGGGCAUGGACACCUUCGGGCUGGGCCUUUUAAUGGGGUCCAAGCAGAUCACCCGCAUCAUCUGCUCCUACGUGGGCGAGAACGUGCUGUGUGAGCAGCAGUUCUUGGCGGGAGAGCUGGAGCUGGAGAUGACGCCGCAGGGCACCCUGGCGGAGCGCAUCCGCGCUGGCGGGGCAGGGGUACCCGCCUUCUACACGCCCACGGCCUACGGGACCCUGGUCCAGGAAGGAGGCGCCCCCAUCAGGUACGACCACGACGGCCACAUCGCCAUCAUGAGUCAGCCCAGAGAGGUGAGGGAGUUUCACGGGCAGCACUAUCUCCUGGAGCAUGCCAUCACGGCGGAUUUUGCUCUGGUGAAAGGGUGGAAGGCCGACCGUGCGGGAAACGUCAUCUUCAGGAAGAGCGCCAGGAACUUCAAUGUCCCCAUGUGCAAAGCUGCGGACAUCUCCGUGGUGGAGGUUGAAGAAAUUGUGGACGUGGGGUCGUUUGCCCCAGAAGACAUUCAUGUUCCUCACAUUUACGUCGAUCGCGUGAUACAGGGGAAGAAGUACAAGAAAGUAAUUGAGCACUUAACAGUCCGGAAAGAGGAAGAUAAAAAAGCCAUGUCUUCAGAUGACAUAAGAACACGAAUCAUCAAACGGGCAGCUCUUGAAUUUGAGGACGGCAUGUACGCCAACUUGGGCAUAGGAAUCCCCCUUCUGGCCAGUAACUACAUCAGCCCCAACUUAACUGUUCACCUGCACAGUGAAAACGGAAUCCUGGGCCUGGGUCCGUUCCCGCUGAAAGAGGAGGAGGCGGAUGCAGAUCUCAUCAAUGCGGGCAAGCAGACGGUCACCAUUAUUCCUGGGGGCUGCUUUUUCUCCAGCGACGACUCGUUCGCCAUGAUCCGAGGCGGACACCUGCACCUGACCAUGCUGGGGGCCAUGCAGGUUUCCAGGUACGGCGACCUGGCCAACUGGAUGAUCCCCGGGAAGAAGGUGAAGGGGAUGGGGGGUGCGAUGGAUUUGGUGUCCAGCGUCAAGACCAGAGUGGUGGUCACCAUGGAGCACUGCAACAAGGCCAACCAGCCCAAGAUCCUGGAGAAAUGCACGAUGCCCCUGACCGGGAAGCGGUGCGUGGACCGCAUCAUCACGGAAAAGGCCGUGUUUGACGUGCACAAGAAGAAGGGCCUGACGCUGGUGGAGCUCUGGGAGGGCCUGACCGUGGAGGACAUCAAAAAGAGCACGGGGAGCACCUUCGCCGUCUCACCCGACAUCAGGCCCAUGCAGCAGGUGACGCCCUGACCGGGAAGGAGGCCUUGCGCUCGGAGACGGUGGUUUUCAGUUUAAGCUCAGGAUGUCAUCCGAAGGAAGUCGGGAAUCACUGUUCUCCAUUUCGUAAGCAGUCUCUCCACUUUUCUCCUGGCAUCUCGGGCUAGAAAGACUCUAUUCUCUCGAGGGAAAUGACUUUAAAUAAAACAAAAGGAGAACAGAGACGUUUAUCUUGUGUGUUCUGUGAGGACUCAGAAAGCUCUGCUACAGGCGCUGAGGACAUAAUGGGCUGCCCUGUCCCCUGCGAUGUUUAUGUCAAACCUGUUCCCCAUAGGAAGGAUUUCUUCCUCAUGAAUGAAUGACGAGUGUGGGAAAAUGGGGAGGGAGCAGCCCACCCAGAGAGCAGCUGACGCACCGUUUCACUGGCUCCGUGAAAAACACACGAACGUGAAAGUCCGUCUGUGCUCUGAAGACCUGCUGUCUGAAUGCAAGAUUCUUUCCUUUGACCAUCUUCCUUUUACCUCUAGUUUCUCUCAAGUUUACUUUUUUCAUGGUUGAUUUAUUUAUUUUUAGAGAUAGGAGGAGGGAGGAAGAAAGAGAGGGAGAUCACCGAGAAUCAAACCGACUUUCUGGUUCUCAGGCCGGUGCUCAGUCCACUGAGCUCCAACGGCCAGGGCCACUUCUGCCAUUUCUGGGUUUUCUUUCGUGGCCUUUCAUUCUGAGGCUAAAGUCUGUUUCUCCGCAGCCUCACCUUCUCCAGCCCCACAUGUCUCCUCCUCCUUGCUAAAUAGGUGUCUCUGGAAGGAAAGCGGGACCUGCUGA